AUGGCGACCCAAACCUUGGACAAGGAGAGCCUCAGCAAUCGCUCUUUCAUCCUCAACAAGCCGCUUGACGUCUCCUAUGUCGAGCAGCCCAAGCCCACCAUCCAGGACCCCCACGACGUGCUCGUCGCCGUCAACUACACAGGCAUCUGUGGCAGUGACGUGCACUACUACGUGCACGGGGCCAUCGGGCACUACGUCGUCACGCAGCCCAUGGUUCUCGGCCACGAGUCCUCCGGCACCGUCGUCGAGGUCGGCCCCGCCGUCACCACCCUCGCGCCCGGUGACCGUGUCGCCCUCGAGCCCGGCCACGGCUGCCGGCGGUGCGCGCACUGCCGCGCCGGCAAGUACAACCUGUGCGCCUCCAUGGUCUUCGCCGCGACCGUCGUCGUCAUGGGCGCCGGGCCGGUCGGCCUGCUCUGCGCGGCGGUCGCGCGGGCGCACGGCGCGACCACGGUGGUCAGCGUCGACAUCGUCCAGGCCAAGCUGGACUUGGCGGCCGCGUUCUGCGCGACGCACACGUACGCGUCGCGCAGGGUGUCCGCGGAGGAGAACGCGGCGGCGCUGAAGCAGGUGGCGGGACUGGGCGAGGAGGGCGCGGACGUGGUGAUUGACGCGAGCGGCGCGGAGCCGUCGAUCCAGACGAGCAUCCACGCGGUGCGCGCGGGCGGCACGUACGUCCAGGGCGGCAUGGGCAAGGCGGACAUCACGUUCCCUAUCAUGGCCAUGUGCCUGAAGGAGGUCACGGUCAAGGGGUCCUUCCGGUACGGACCCGGCGACUACGAGCUGGCGGUCGAGCUAGUGGCGAGCGGAAAGGUGGACGUCAAGAAGCUGGUGUCGGAGGAGGUGGAUUUCGACCAGGCAGAGGAGGCAUUCAAAAAGGUGAGGGAGGGCCAGGUGAUCAAGGUUCUGAUUGGCGGACCCAACCAGUAA
Cordyceps fumosorosea ARSEF 2679 is the source of this 930-nucleotide messenger RNA. RefSeq names its product xylitol dehydrogenase. Lineage: Eukaryota; Fungi; Ascomycota; Sordariomycetes; Hypocreales; Cordycipitaceae. Bases 1 to 930 code for a protein of 309 amino acids. Gene Ontology annotation, molecular function: L-iditol 2-dehydrogenase (NAD+) activity; zinc ion binding. The record is from RefSeq and is a predicted model, not a curated record. The transcript has 2 exons. Gene Ontology annotation, biological process: D-sorbitol catabolic process.